Messenger RNA from Belonocnema kinseyi, 982 nucleotides. Its product is annotated as immunoglobulin domain-containing protein oig-4-like. The transcript is spliced from 5 exons. The record is from RefSeq and is a predicted model, not a curated record. Lineage: Eukaryota; Metazoa; Arthropoda; Insecta; Hymenoptera; Cynipidae. The coding region runs from base 273 to 764 and encodes 163 amino acids.
CAAAACGGUUUCAUUCAGUGCACUUUGUCCACAGGGAACACAAGUUUUCUUAAAGCGAAAAUUUCCGCACCUGUUAUGGAAGUUUCGAGCCAAAUUUGAGUCAAUUUUGAAAGUUUCCUCGCAUUAGAUACUUGAAACACAUUUCCAUACAAAAAAAGGAAGUCGGUAAAAGUAAUGGUUUCCGAGCUAGGUGUGUUAACAGGGUCAUUUUGAGUAAAACGGAUUUAUUAGAUCCAUAAGACACAUCUGCAUGCAAAAUAUCAGGGUAAAUUAUGAACUGGUGGUUUUAUUGUUUGCUGCUCAUGACAAUGGCCUCUAUUUAUGCGGAUGCUGCAAAGGGAGGUAGAGGAGGAGGCAGACGUAGAAUAACUGGGAAUAUUAAUCGAUUUGGAGUUCACAGUAUGCCAAAUCUUAGCCGAAAUCCUGCCAGUGAUAAUUACUACGAAAAUAAGGAUGCAGCCAGAAUUGUAAAAUCAUCGCAUUUUGAAUUCGAUUACAUGCUGGGAAGAAAAAUUACAUUUUUCUGUAUGGCUGUUGGUGUUCCGAGGCCUGAAAUAACUUGGUUUAAAGAUGGUAUCGAAUUAUACCACCACAGCUUCUUCCAGGUGCAUGAAUGGCCAAUUGGAAAUGAUACAGUGAAAUCUAAAAUGGAAAUUGAUCCUGCGACGCAGAAGGAUGCAGGAUAUUAUGAAUGUCAGGCUGACAAUCAGUAUGCAGUGGAUCGACGUGGCUUCAAAACCGAUUAUGUUAUGUUCUCUUAUUAACAAUAAGCUUCAAUCGCGAAUUGCAUCUAAUCAUAAUUCUGAGCAAAGGCAAUUUUAAAAAUAUAUAUACAUUAUUGACACAAAUCGGCAAAAUUUUAGAGGAUUUAGUUCAAGCUAAAAGACUAAUUAUAUUUUUUUUGAAGUCCUUUAUAGUUCCGUCUAAACUCUUGAAUCUAUUUUUAUAAUUUUAAAAAAUAUGUAAAUUUUAUGUACACUUG